Drosophila innubila is the source of this 1260-nucleotide messenger RNA. RefSeq names its product lactosylceramide 4-alpha-galactosyltransferase-like. The transcript has 2 exons. The coding region runs from base 55 to 1128 and encodes 357 amino acids. Gene Ontology annotation, molecular function: alpha-1,4-N-acetylgalactosaminyltransferase activity. NCBI's taxonomy places the organism in Eukaryota, Metazoa, Arthropoda, Insecta, Diptera, Drosophilidae. The record is from RefSeq and is a predicted model, not a curated record. Gene Ontology annotation, biological process: glycosphingolipid biosynthetic process.
AUUACAAAUCAGAGAACUUUACGGACGCGUAUCUUGAUCUGUGGAAAAUUGCUAAUGAUUCUGCUUUUCAUUUUGAACGUAUUUGAGAUUAUCAUUAUAAUGCUGAGUAGGGAAAAGCCAUCCGUGUUCAGUCACUGUUACAUGGAUGCGGUCUCAAUGGAGAUAAGCCCCGAGAGUUUAAGUUCAAUCGAUGAUGGGGGCCCUAUACCUCUGGAGGAUGUCCUACUUGCAAAAGACAAACCUGUGCCAGGGAAAACCAUAUUUCUGUUAGAAACAAGCUGUCCCUGUUCAGACUCUCAAUUUGAUUUGCUUGCUCUGACCUCACGACAGGCUUGUGCCAUCGAAUCGGCCGCGUUGCAUAAUCCAAAUCUCCAGGUGUUUGUUUUGCUCGCCUGCCAAACCUCCCGCCACCAAUCCGAUCCCAUAACUGAUGCCAUUAUAAGCUAUAAGAAUGUAAAGCUCCGUCAUGUCAAUCUAUGGCGAUUUGCAGAAGGUACUCCUGUUGAGGAUUGGGUGAAGAAGGACGAACUGUUUCGAUCCAGAUAUCUAAUGAAUAACAUAUCCGAUCUCCUACGCUUACUAAGUCUAUAUCGAUUUGGCGGCAUCUAUAUGGACAUGGACGUAGUGGUUUUGCGCAGUUUUGAGGAUGAGCCGCUUAAUUUUGUAGGUGUUGAAUCAGAGAAAUAUAUUGGAAAUGCUGUAAUAAGUCUGGAUCCAAAGGGAUCUGGCCAUAAACUUGGAGAGCUCUUCUUGCGCGACUUUCAGAAAAACUAUAACGGCGAUAUCUGGGCUUACAAUGGACCCAGAAACAUAUUUACCGUAAUGACAGAGGUUUGUGAUACAGAUGACGUUCAUCUCAUGGAAAAGGAUCGUAAUCGUUGUCAAGGCAUGAAGGUGUUCCCAAGCAAUGCCUUUUAUGAGAUUGACGGUGGACAGUGGACUCAUUUCUUUGAGCCGAAGUUUGCUAAUGAAACUCUAGAGAGGCUGAAGAAUUCCUAUCUGACACAUAUAUGGAAUCGAAUUAGUACGAGGCGCUCCCUUAGGGUUGAUUCCAAGGCAGCUUACAUUCAGUUGGCGACAGAACAUUGUCCCAGGGUCCUAGCGGCAACAAAAGAUCGUUUCGAUUAAUUUAAGAUAUUUCUAUUAUGAAAGUUAUAAAAAUAAUCAAGGAAUAUAGAAUUAUAUAAUCUUGAUCAAGAAUAUAUAUACUUUAUGAGGUCAGAGAUGCCUACCUCUCUGUGUUAUUUACAUUUCCACGAA